Messenger RNA from Vollenhovia emeryi, 2102 nucleotides. RefSeq names its product adenosine monophosphate-protein transferase FICD homolog (gene Fic). The coding region runs from base 130 to 1581 and encodes 483 amino acids. The transcript has 4 exons. Gene Ontology annotation, molecular function: protein binding. The record is from RefSeq and is a predicted model, not a curated record. Lineage: Eukaryota; Metazoa; Arthropoda; Insecta; Hymenoptera; Formicidae.
AGAUGAGCGCACGGUCGCGCUACGUCACAUGGUCGCGCGUGCGAAACGAACGACACCACUGACAAGCAUGCCACGCUCCGCCACGAACCGCAACGAGACACGGGUCGACGGGAACCGCCACGAGGAAGGAUGCUGCCGGCGUGCGUUUACGGCUACUUCGUGCGUCAUGCCGAGGCACCGUACGUGAACGCGAAGCGCGGGGAUGCCGCGGCCUCCACGUGCGAUAUGACACCGAGGCUCCUCGUGCCACUCGCCAUCGUCCUCGGGAUCACGAUCGCUGUCAUCAGUACGUUGCUGUCGGGAUACAUAGACGCCGAUUCCGCGGAACGGGAGCUUCAUCAAGGCCGUUCCGUGUUCGUGCCACUUUCCUCGGAGAGCGUUCUGGACGUCUACGAUGAUCACACGCUAACCAUUUCGCCGAGCAACACCGAGCUUGACAAGGUUCGGUGUAGCGCGGCGUCGACAGCGGAGGCCCUGGCAUCUCUGCACUUGGCUCUGGACAUGAAACUAUCUGGGAAGCAAGAGAAGGCUGUGAAAUUGUUUCAACACGCGGUUGCACUGGCGCCCUGCCAUCCGGACGUCUUGAACAACUACGGGGAAUUUUUGGAGCACACGCAGAACAACGUGAUCAAGGCCAACGAAUUUUACGUGCGCGCCUUGACCUACGAGCCGAAUCACGAAGGCGCUUUAAUGAACAGCCAGAGGACGGCUCGAGUGGUCGAUGAACAUGAUACAGCAGUGCUUAGACGCAUCGACGAGAAGAGGAACACGCUGUCCAACAUACCUGAUAACAAUGCCGCAUUGAUACGCGCUAAAAAGGAGGCUUACUUUCAACAUAUCUAUCAUACAGUUGGGAUUGAGGGAAACACCAUGAACCUGGCACAGACGAGAGCUAUAGUCGAAACGCGCAUCGCAGUGUCCGGGAAGAGUGUCGACGAGCACAACGAGAUCCUCGGGUUAGACGCUGCCAUGAAGUAUAUCAAUGCGACCUUGGUCAAUAGGGUAGGGUCCAUUUCUACAAAAGAUAUACUGGAGAUACAUAGGCGUGUGCUGGGACACGUAGAUCCCGUCGAGGGCGGUCAAUUUCGAAGGACUCAAGUGUACGUUGGUGGUCAUAUACCUCCAGGCCCCGGCGACAUUCAUUACCUGAUGGAGGAGUUUGUAUUGUGGCUGAACAGCAGACAAGCCAUCAGGUUGCAUCCAGUAAGUUUCCCUUUCAGGUACGCGGCUCUCGCGCAUUAUAAACUAGUACACAUACAUCCGUUCACCGAUGGAAACGGCAGAACGUCCCGCUUGCUUAUGAACAUGAUACUCAUGCAGGCUGGAUAUCCGCCUGUCAUUAUCCAUAAACAGCAUCGCCACAAGUAUUACGAGUAUUUGCAAGUGGCCAACGCUGGAGAUGUUCGUCCGUUUGUGAGAUUCAUAGCGGAGUGCACGGAGCAGACCUUGGAUUUGUUCCUAUGGGCGACCAGCGAAUUUUCCCGACAAGUUCCUGCACUGAGUCAAGAGACAUUGUUUACAGAAAGGCACAAUACGAUUAUCCUGGAGGAUAAUGACAAUGAAAUAUUAGAAAACGAUUGAUAACUGAUUUCACGUAGCGUCUGAAGUAUUUUUGAGACCAAAGAACAUUAACGUUACUUUAAUUUGUUAUUAAUUGUUAUUAUUAAUUGUUUCAUAACUGCAAUUUUUUGAUGAAAGUUGAAUUUUAAGCUUAAAUAACAUACAUGACUUAAAGGUCGAGAUACCGAAUGAUAAUAUUAACAACUUAAAAUUAGAUUUAUCCGCGGUAUCAGAACUGAGGCGUUGUCCUGUGCCUGUUGAUGUGUGAUCCAAAUGUAUUGUUAUUUAUGAGCUGCCAAUUUUAUCGUGUGUCCAUGUAAAUACGAAUCUCUCUUCCAUCCUCUACUCAGAAUAAAUUAAUUUAUAUUUAUAGUGUAUAUAAUAAAUGUGAUAGUAAAUUGUGAACUUACUACUAUGAUAUAUUUUAAUUUAUAACGAAAGUGAAUUAAUCUCUUCCCGAUUACAAAGACAUUUAUCAUAUUAUCGAACUGAAAUUGUAAGGAGACUAAUAAAAUAAGUAGGCUCUGCCAUAUGUGUUCACA